AUGGCAGACCCUCGCGACCCAUCGUCGUACUCGAUUGUGCCGAGGAUCCGGUACAACACUGUCGGCGGCAUCAACGGCCCGCUGGUCAUCCUCGAAAAUGUCAAAUUCCCCAGAUACAACGAGAUUGUGACGUUGACGCUUCCCGACGGUACCGAGAGAUCUGGACAAGUCCUGGAAGCUCGAGGUACCAUUCCCUUGCUCUGGCGCUCUCGCUGCCUCGCUGCCCGGGCAUGCACUGCGUACGACAUCGGCGAACGAAUGCUGACGCAAUCCGAGCAGGUUUUCGAAGGCACUUCCGGCAUUGACGUGAAGAAGACCAAGGUCGAGUUCACCGGCCAGAGCUUGAAGCUCGGUGUGUCGGAGGACAUGCUGGGUCGCAUCUUUGACGGUUCCGGACGCGCCAUUGAUAAAGGUCCCAAAGUGCUCCCCGAGGAGUACCUUGAUAUUAACGGCAGUCCCAUCAAUCCUUUCUCGCGCGAAUAUCCCGAGGAGAUGAUAUCGACUGGCAUCUCUGCCAUCGAUACGAUGAACUCAAUCGCUCGAGGGCAAAAGAUCCCCAUCUUCUCCGCCUCCGGUCUGCCGCACAACGAAAUUGCGGCCCAGAUUUGCCGCCAGGCCAGUCUUGUGCAGAAAGAGGGCAUUACGAACAAGGGCACCCACGACGGGCAUGAGGAGAACUUCUCCAUCGUGUUCGGUGCCAUGGGUGUCAACUUGGAAACUGCCCGCUUCUUCACGCGCGAUUUCGAGGAAAACGGCAGCUUGGAGCGCACGACUCUGUUCCUCAACCUCGCCAACGACCCGACCAUCGAGCGAAUCAUCACGCCCCGUCUUGCGCUCACGACGGCCGAAUACUACGCUUACCAGCUCGAGAAGCACGUGUUGGUUAUCCUGACGGAUCUGUCGGCGUACUGCGACGCCCUCCGCGAGGUUUCGGCGGCCCGAGAGGAGGUGCCCGGCCGACGCGGUUACCCCGGUUACAUGUACACGGAUUUGUCCACCAUCUACGAGCGUGCUGGCCGAGUUGAGGGCCGCAACGGCUCCAUCACACAGAUUCCGAUCCUGACGAUGCCCAACGAUGACAUCACGCACCCGAUUCCCGAUUUGACAGGCUACAUUACGGAGGGGCAGAUCUUCAUCGACCGACCCUUGUACAACCGCGGCAUCUACCCGCCCAUCAACGUGCUGCCGUCGCUGUCUCGUCUGAUGAAGUCGGCCAUCGGCGAGGGCAUGACCCGUCGGGACCACGGCGACGUGUCGAACCAGCUUUACGCCAAGUACGCCAUCGGCCGCGACGCGGCGGCCAUGAAGGCCGUCGUCGGCGAGGAGGCUCUGACGGCCGAGGACAAGCUGUCGCUGGAGUUCUUGGACAAGUUUGAGCGGACCUUUAUCAGCCAGGGCCAGUACGAGGGGCGAACGAUCUUCGAGUCCCUCGACCUCGCGUGGAGCCUGCUGCGGAUCUACCCCAAGGAUCUCCUCAACCGCAUCCCGGCCAAGGUCAUCAACGAGUUCUAUCAGAGGGCGCAGAAGGAUGCCAAAUCCAAGGGCAAGGCUCGCGCGCAGGUUGCUGCAAACAACCAGAAGCAGAGCGAGGGAAAUCUGAUUGACGCAUGA
Drechmeria coniospora is the source of this 1611-nucleotide messenger RNA. Its product is annotated as Vacuolar ATP synthase subunit B. The transcript has 6 exons. Bases 1 to 1611 code for a protein of 536 amino acids. Gene Ontology annotation, cellular component: proton-transporting V-type ATPase, V1 domain. Gene Ontology annotation, biological process: proton transmembrane transport. Gene Ontology annotation, molecular function: ATP binding; proton-transporting ATPase activity, rotational mechanism. Lineage: Eukaryota; Fungi; Ascomycota; Sordariomycetes; Hypocreales; Ophiocordycipitaceae. The record is from RefSeq and is a predicted model, not a curated record.